AUGACAUCCGUUUCCCUGUGUAAUCGACAGACUCAGCUAAAAGGAUUCAGAAGCAGGCACCAACAAGAGACAAGUACUUUUAAAACAUAAAACAUUGGUAUAGUUAUUUCUUUUGCCUGUUAAUGUCAGAAUAGAUGAAGGGGAACACGGAAUGUACGGUCGCCGAACUCGGUUAAAAAAUACGCUAAUUUACUGCAGCUUGCUCCUGUAUAUUUGUGGAAGAAGAGCGACGGAGUGACGGUUGAACAAGUUUAAUUUGUACAUGAAUACGUUUUGUAUUGCGCAUUUAAUGUACGCCGCAUUGACAACUGGAUGCUGUAAAUUUUCAGACUUUUGACUUCUUUUUCUCUCAAGUCUUCUGAAGAAGAGAGGACGGCGUUUGUCUCCACUCAACUGCUGAGAGAAAAACAUGCCGUCCAACAAGUCAGUGUCUGAUGCUGCCAUCACUCAGUUCAUCAACUGCAGGAUACUGAGAGACCACCAGCUGCAGAGAGAUGACCUGUGGGUGCGUGAAGGAAAGAUUUUAGAUCCCGAGAAGCUGUUUUUUGAUGAGAAGGGUUAUGCCGAUAAGCGUGUGGACUGUGAAGGCAGCAUCAUUGCCCCGGGCUUUAUAGACGUUCAGAUCAAUGGAGGAUACGGCAUUGACUUCUCUCAGGCCUCCGACAACGUCAGCAGUGGAGUUUCUUUUGUGGCCAAAAAGAUCCUGCAGCACGGCGUGACGUCUUUCUGUCCCACUCUGGUCACCUCGCCUCCCGCUGUCUACCACAAGGUUCUUCCUCAGAUCAAAGUUAGCGAUGGAGGACAGCAUGGAGCUGGAGUUCUUGGUUUUCAUCUGGAGGGCCCAUUCAUCAGCGUGGAGAAGAAAGGAGCUCACCCAGAGCAGUUUCUCCGGACCUUCCAGUCUGGGGGGAUCGAGGACCUGAUGGAGGCCUACGGUGGCCUGGACAACAUCGCCAUGGUGACACUGGCUCCCGAGCUGGGCGGCAGCCAAUCGGUGGUGAAGGAGCUCUGCCAGAGGGGCAUCACUGUGUCGUUAGGUCACUCUGUGGCCAACCUGUCCCAGGCUGAGGAGGCCGUUCAUCACGGAGCCUCCUUCAUCACUCACCUCUUUAACGCCAUGCUGCCUUUCCACCAUCGGGACCCUGGUAUAGUGGGUCUCCUGACCAGCGACCAGGUUCCUGCAGGCAGGACAGUCUACUACGGCAUGAUAGCUGACGGGAUCCACACUAACCCUGCGGCCCUACGCAUCGCCCACAGAGCUCACCCUUCAGGUUUGGUGUUGGUGACGGAUGCGAUCACAGCAAUGGGUCUCCCUCCUGGGCGUCACACUCUGGGCCAGCAGGUCAUUGAGAUCCAGGGUCUGCACGCUUACGUUGCAGGCACUAAGACGCUCUGCGGCAGCAUUGCCACGAUGGACAUGUGUGUACGCCACUUUAAACAUGCUUCAGGCUGCAGUGUAGAGGAAGCUCUGGAAGCUGCCUCGCUCCAUCCUGCCAACCUCCUGGGUGUCAGCCACAAGAAGGGAACCCUGGACUACGGAUCAGACGCAGACCUCGUUUUGCUCGAUGAUGCCCUCAACGUCAAAGCCACCUUCAUUUUUGGAGAGGAAGUGUGGAGAAAAGAACCAUAGAAUAAGAAGAAAGCCUGCAGAUGGAAACCGGCCCGGCAGCUGGGACCCACGGUGCCUUUACGGGACGCUGUUAUGCACAGAACCACAAAUCUGUUGAAUGUUUUAGUUCAUCAGAACACAGAUGCUUUGCAUUUAGAACAUGUCAGGUAAGCUCAAACAAGGCUUCAGAUGUCCUAAAAAGGCCACCGUACAGAGGCUAAACCUUUUAGAUAUAGAUACAAACUUUCCUCAAGACCUCUAGAUCUAAGAAUAGCAAAGUUGUUCAUCCAGAAAUAUUGUUUAUAUGGAGUGUAAAAUGUGUGUUACAGCCCCCACAAGACUGCUACAGUUGUUUUUGGCUGACUUUGCUUUUCUUUUACACAUGAGAAUUUUUUAUUUAAGCAUCUUCAAUUCAACUAUCAGCAAUUGAACUCUGAAUCCAAUUCAUUGUACUUUUAUCUGAAUGUAAGUAGAUUUGAGUUGAUUUCUGACAUAUUCAGGUUUUUUUUAAAAUUAUGAACUUAUUGCAAUAAAAGUAUGCUUCCAGAUGCUUUACUGUUUAUUUUCACACUUUACUCAGAUGUGACUAAAGGGAAACAUGUUGGUAUUAAACUACAUAAAUCAACUUUCA
Messenger RNA from Etheostoma spectabile (orangethroat darter), 2240 nucleotides. RefSeq names its product amidohydrolase domain containing 2 (gene amdhd2). Gene Ontology annotation, biological process: N-acetylglucosamine catabolic process. The record is from RefSeq and is a predicted model, not a curated record. Gene Ontology annotation, molecular function: N-acetylglucosamine-6-phosphate deacetylase activity. NCBI's taxonomy places the organism in Eukaryota, Metazoa, Chordata, Actinopteri, Perciformes, Percidae. The transcript has 12 exons. Bases 410 to 1630 code for a protein of 406 amino acids.